Molecule: messenger RNA, 387 nt
Organism: Saprolegnia parasitica CBS 223.65
Lineage: Eukaryota; Oomycota; Saprolegniomycetes; Saprolegniales; Saprolegniaceae
Exons: 1
Coding region: 73-306 (77 amino acids)
Source: RefSeq, a predicted model, not a curated record
CAGGACGAUCGCGGCGGCUGGACUCUCUCGCACCAACACAAUCGAAUCCUCGACACCGCGACGACGACGACGAUGGCCCCGAACAGACGAGAGUGGACGCCGCCGCCGGCCGUCGAGGCCAAGCCCGCGGCCGGCCCGAACCUCCACUUGUUCGCGCCGCUCUUGUAUGGCCCGCUCAUCCCGCUCCUCCGCAUCGGGCUCCGCGGCCGACUGCCGCAGAAGCAGAUCGACGUGAUCUUCCUCUCGAGUGUCGGCCUCGCGCUUGGUCAUGCCGGCUACAUCAUGUUCUCCGACUCGAGUGUUUAAAUACUUCUAGACACCCCAUAUUCUACCAUAACGUUAAAUUCUACGAUGACGACGACUAGAGAGGGUCCAAGUCGAGUGUGC